Molecule: messenger RNA, 1434 nt
Organism: Ipomoea nil (Japanese morning glory)
Lineage: Eukaryota; Viridiplantae; Streptophyta; Magnoliopsida; Solanales; Convolvulaceae
Exons: 1
Coding region: 1-1434 (477 amino acids)
Molecular function (GO): RNA-DNA hybrid ribonuclease activity; nucleic acid binding
Source: RefSeq, a predicted model, not a curated record
AUGAACCGGUAUUGGUGGGGUACAGGCAGAGAUAGAGGAAUCCAUUGGAAAGCGUGGGAUAAACUCUGUAUCCCUAAAAAGUAUGGAGGAUUGAGGUUCAAAGAUUUGAGAGCUUUUAAUUUGGCAAUGUUGGGAAAGCAGGCAUGGCGCUUCCUUACCAACACUGACUCUUUGGUUGCUCGUGUAUAUAAAGCCCGAUAUUAUCCAAAUAAUGAUUUUACGGAGGCAUCUUUGGGAGGAAACCCAAGUUAUUGUUGGCGGAGUGUUAUGACAGCCAAGCAGCUAGUAUGUAAUGGAGUCAGGCGACGCAUUGGGUCCGGAGCUUCUACACUCAUAUGGGAGCAUCCAUGGCUUCAGGAUGAUACUGACCAAAUGAUCCAUACUGAGAUGCCUCCACAGUUGGCUGGGGCUAAAGUGGUGGGGUUAAUUGAUCAAGAAACAGGCCAGUGGGACCAGCAGAUUGUAGUGGACAUUUUCGAACCAGAUGAUGUGCCUAGAAUUUUGAAAAUACCAAUAUCACCGGAUUAUGAGGAUACAUGGUAUUGGCAUGGAGAUCCAAAUGGGAACUAUUCAGUGAAGGAUGGAUACAAAUUAAUAGUGGGAAAUUAUGAUACCCUGGCUAAUGUGAGUUAUGAUAAAUGGCUUAAACUAUGGGGUCUGAAAAUACCACCCAAAUGGAAAAUAUUUCUAUGGAGAUCUUUGAAUGGUAUCUUCCCUACAAUGGAUAAUCUUCUUUUAAAGAGAGUUGAGGUUGAGCCGGUGUGCAAUAUGUGUGGGAUGGAUCAUGAAGAUAUAAUGCAUUCAUUGGUAUCAUGUGACUAUGCAAAGGCCAUAUGGGCACAAUCCAACCUCCCAAUCCCCAAUAUUAUAACGAAUAUUUUUCAUGAAUGGUUUAGUGCAUUAUUAAAUGUUCUAGACUCUGAUGGGAUUAUGUUCACAGCGACCAUCCUUUAUCACCUAUGGAGAGCACGGAACGGAGCGGUCUGGGAUGCUUGCCUCCAAAGACCCACGAGAGUCCUUGCUACCGCAAUGUCCACCUUGAGUGCAUGGACUCGGGUUCACUCGCCACCCGCGCUGCCACAUUCGGCCGAACAGCAGAUGCCUCCCGCCGAGAGCUUAGCCACGCCACAGCAGCCGGUAGUGCCACGGCAUGGCCCGCCCCCUACAGCCGAAGCGACGCAGACCACCCACCAGCUACAACCGCUCCAAUGUUACAUCGACGCUGGUUACAAGCACCGAACGAACGCGGCAACAGCAGGUGCAAUCCUUUUCACGGCAUCUGGCGACUAUCUUGCGGCAUUUUGUGCACCACUCACAGCAUGCUUUUCCCCACUGAUGGCCGAAGCAAUGGCAUGCAAAGAGGUGCUUGCAUGGCUUCGAGAUCGUGGCGAUCAACGAGUACGUAUAUUUACAGAUUGUCAUGCACUACAAUGA